AUGUCUGGGGGAACACCAGUUGGGGGUGGAUACAUGAGGCAGAGGCAUAGCCAGGGAUAUGCUUCGAGUGGCGAUGACCUUGAGGAUGAUGCUUGUUCAAAACCACCUUCUCAAUCACCAUCAUUUCCAAGGACCCGGACAUGGCUUGAGAUUGUGGAGAAUUUUCUUUGGAUUGCUUCUGCAGUUUUUAUUCUAUACUAUGGUGAUCGGCACUCCAACUUUAUUUACCUCUUGUGGCAUGAUGGUCGCAUUAGAAGAAUACCAUUAUACCUUGGAAUGUUUGGUGUCAGUUUGAAUGUUAUCUUCUUCUUGUACACAAGUAUGUUAGCUUGGGGUGCCAGUGAGAAGUGGGAAAUUUCAAGUACAGCUGCCCUUCCAUUUAUAACCUUAUUGGGUCUCAUCUCGUUUUGCUUGUUCUCUUUUGCUUUGUGGCCAAUUUGGAGUUUCUUGACCAUUCCUCUUUUGUUCACCCUAUUCAUGGCUUGCAUCGUUAUUCUGCCAUAUUUGGUGCUCGGUACAUUCAAGCCACAAACUGAUCUGCUGCGUACAGAUUAA
This is a messenger RNA of Ilex paraguariensis (yerba mate), 555 nucleotides long. The record is from the annotation of a GenBank genome assembly. NCBI's taxonomy places the organism in Eukaryota, Viridiplantae, Streptophyta, Magnoliopsida, Aquifoliales, Aquifoliaceae.